Salmo salar (Atlantic salmon) is the source of this 5477-nucleotide messenger RNA. Its product is annotated as mitoferrin-1. Gene Ontology annotation, biological process: iron import into the mitochondrion. Gene Ontology annotation, molecular function: ferrous iron transmembrane transporter activity. Gene Ontology annotation, cellular component: mitochondrial membrane. Lineage: Eukaryota; Metazoa; Chordata; Actinopteri; Salmoniformes; Salmonidae. The record is from RefSeq and is a predicted model, not a curated record.
CUGUUGGUCCCGCCUCAUUUUCGGUUUUCUGGAUGUUCAUUGCUCAAACUAGACAGCCAUCGUGUUUACCGCCGACGUCAUCUAGGCGCUGGAACUCGGUAAUGAUGUUGUGGUUAUCCAUGCCUCCCACUCUGUGCUUGUGUCUGAAGAUCUCCUUUUGACCAGUCUGCCUCGCAUGGAGUUGCGCGCUGACGGCAACCUUGGAGAUGUCGGAGAUUAAAGGUAAAGAUGAGGAGCCUUUGGAAGGCGACGGUGACUACGAAAGUUUACCACCUCAUGCCUCAUUGACAAUCCACAUGACAGCAGGGGCAGUGGCUGGAAUCCUGGAGCACACGGUGAUGUACCCAGUGGACUCUGUCAAGAACAAUCUGAGAUGGUGUCAAUCCUCUUUCUUGUGCUCUUUGAGGCGGAACGACCCAUUGGAAUCCCCCUUUCAAAGACUUGUUGAGAGAUUGAUGCAAGAUAAGUAAUAUCACAUGGUAUAACAAAGAACUGCCACAGCACCCCACCCUAGGCCUGGGACAGAAACGCACCAGGACAUGAGUUCUGCCAAGAACAGACAUUAACAGAAACAUCAGAUCACUGGAGAAACAAUAACCUCAGAAACAGACAGCCCAGACCAGGAUGCAGAGUUUGCGGCCAGACCCGAAGGCUCAGUACAGCAGCGUAUACGAGGCCCUGAGAAGGAUCAUCCAAACAGAGGGUCUCCUCAGACCCUUGAGGGGCCUCAACAUCACCAUGCUGGGGGCUGGCCCUGCCCACGCUCUCUACUUUGCCUGCUACGAACGGGUCAAGUGCACACUCAGCGAAGUAAUUCAGAAUGGAGGAAACAGCCACAUAGCCAAUGGACUGGCAGGCUGUGUGGCCACUGUGCUGCAUGACGCAGUCAUGAACCCAGCUGAAGUGGUGAAACAGCGGAUGCAGAUGUACAACUCUCCCUACCGGAACCUGUUGGACUGUGUUCGGACUAUACGACAUACUGAGGGGCUCGCAGCCUUCUACCGCAGCUACAGCACACAGCUGGCCAUGAACAUUCCCUUCCAGGCUGUCCACUUUAUGACCUAUGAGCUGAUGCAGGAGCGACUCAACCCCCACAGACAGUACCACCCCGGCAGCCACAUACUGUCUGGGGCUGCGGCGGGGGCCGUGUCUGCAGCCAUAACCACCCCACUGGAUGUGUGUAAGACCCUGCUCAACACACAGGAGAACGUAGCGCUCAGCUCCAUGCACAUCAGCGGUCACCUCACAGGCAUGGCCAAUGCCUUCAGGACAGUGUAUCGCUUUGGCGGCAUGGCUGCCUUCUUCAAAGGGAUCCAGGCCCGGGUCAUAUACCAGAUGCCCUCCACUGCAAUUGCCUGGUCAGUCUAUGAGUUCUUUAAGUACUUCCUGACCAAGCAGCAGAUGGAGGGAGAGGCUGGGACAGCAGGCCCAGUCUGAGGAAGGGCUGUGGACGGUGUCGACCAUCCACCACACGUAUUCUGGAAGCUCCUGGUUCUCCAAUGGAAUCAAUGGCAAAAGUCUCAUCGUGUACGCAAUGUCGUGUUCAUAAUUUAUAUCUGUGUGCUGUUGUGUAAUAAUCUCUGUGUUUUCUCAAAGGGAAGUCACUGCAAUGGAGGAAGUUUGAAAGACUUGCUGUGGGAGUGGUAGACUGUGGCACUCCUUACCCUUCUUACCUACUCAGCAAGCCCUUCCAUUGUACAGUGUCAUUCAUUAGAGGAAUGGAGGCUGUUACAUAAACAGGAAAUGCACAGAGAUGGCUUGUCUUUCCAUUAAUGCAGAGAAAAGGGCAUCUUCAUAUGGCAACAGGCUUUUUUCACAAAUCACCUGUUCACUACGCGCACAACACUCCCAACUUCGUCUAUCUCUAUCUGGUGAUUGUGUUUGGCUACAUUCAUACAGUAUGUAUACUGAACAAAAAUAUAAAUGCAACAUGCAAUUUCAACGAUUUUACUGAGUUACAGAUCAUAUAAGGAAAUCAAUCAAUUAAGAGAUUCAUUAGGCCCAAAUCUAUGGAUUUCACAUGACUGGGCAGGGGUACAGCCAUUGGUGGGCCUGGGAGGGCAUAGGCCCACUCAUUGGGGAGCCAGGCCCAGCCAAUCAGAUUGAGUAUUUCCCAACAAAAGGGCUUUAUUACAGUCAGAAAUACCACUCAGUUUCAUCAGCUGUCCGGGUGGCUGGUCUCAGACGAUGCUGCAGGUGAAGAAGUCAGAUGUGGCGGUCCUGGGCUGGUGCGGUUACACGUGGUCUGCGUUUGUGAGGCCGGUUUGCGUACUGCCAAAUUCUCUAAAACGACGUUGGAGGCGGCUUAUGGUAGAGACAUUAACAUCUCUGGCAACAGCUCUGGUGGACAUUUCUGCAGUCAGCAUGCCAAUUGCACGCUCCUUCAAAAAUAAAGGGCCACAUUUUAUUGUCCCCAGCACAAGGUGUACCUGUUUUAAUGAUCAUGCCGUUUUAAUCAGCUUCUUGAUAUGCCACACCUGUCAGGUGGAUGGAUUAUUUUAGCAAAGGAGAAAUGUUCACUAGCAGGGAUGUAAAGAAAUUUGUGCACAUUUGUGCUUUUUUUGUGCGUAUGGGGAAAAAAAUGGGAUGUUUUAUUUCAGCUCAUGAAACAGAGGACCAACACUUUACAUGUUGCGUUUAUAUUUUUGUUCAGUAUGGAUCUGAUAUGGGAACACUUUUUUUAAAUGUACUUUUCAGUGCUUGUAUUUUAUGGAUUUGGAAGAGACACGUGGCUAUUUGCUUGAUUUUAUUUUCUUGUGUAUUUAUAAAGGACUGUUUGAACACAUUCCUGAGUCUCGCUGCACAGUAAACACAGAACAAUUGCGCUUUCAAAGUGCCUCUUUAGUAAUGAAGUCCGCUACAAGCUAAGCUUUUUAUGUUGUUCAGGUCCUAAAUAGAAAUAGAUUGGACUGAUCAUCAUUAUUUCCAUGAUCAUAAUCAUUGUUUGCCAUUAAAAGGGCUUAUCAUUCUGUGGAUUGAAUCUCAAAUGGUCUUUUAAAUGUUACCUCUGGAAGCCAGGUUUGAUCAAUCAUAGCAAGAAACCACUCAUGUCAAAACCAAAUGUACUGAAAUGGUACCAUAUUGCUAUUUUUCCUUGGUCAGAAGGUUGGCAUCAUGCAAUGUGGCUGUAGUCUGAGCUGAACCUUUCAAGAUUAGGGAUAUUUUCUAUUCUGUGUUAGAAAUGCAGUUCUGAGAAUUACAUACAGUAGUGCAUUGGUUCAACCCGCAAAUGUUGGUUUAUUUUAAUUUUCAUGUUGGGUAUUUUCACAUUAUAUUGGUCUUCAUUCAAACCUCUGCACCUCCCAUACUCAAGACUGCAGUAGUUUAGUUUCAGUAAUUUAUUUUAACCACACAGUGAAGUGAGUCGGCCUCCUUUUCCUGAGCUUACUGGAAUCCCUCGAAAUAAGCCGUAACGGCCCAAAUAUUAGCCUUGUUUGAGCACGGUAGUAGGCUUAUGCACUGGAAUCAUGCACAAUGAUCAAGAGUGUUAGUGUAAAUUGUAUAACGAUCUUCUAUGUUGCAGAGAAUAAGCUUUUUAAAAAUAUUUUUAUGCAAUCCCUUUAAGCAGUGGAUUCUGUCUGUGACAGUGAGACCAGUACUAAUGGUUGACCAGAUGAGCUGUUUGUUCUCUGGCAUGUUUUAGCCAGUUACUGUGCUCUCCCUCUUCCCAGCAUCUUGGCUCAGUGUUUUCUGCUCCGAAGACAAGACAUUUCUCCACAUAUUGCUGUAACCACAAAGCUGCGAGAUUUGUUUGUUUUUAAAUAAAUGCUUAUGUUUUAUUUUCAUUCACCAUAAAGUUCUAUGAGAUCUCCAAAGAUCAGUCCCUCAAAUGUAGGCUAAUUCAUUCCUUGUUAAAAUCCUAAAGAUAUGCAUUGUAUGCUUCCACUCGCAAACUUGUAUUUUUGAAGUUAGCGGUGUGAAAUAAUAAUAAAUUAAAGGACUGCUUAUUGGAAGUCCUUUCAUUCCAAGCAUCAUCUCCAGCCAAAAUAUCUUUAGCGUCUUUUUCUUUGGAUUUCUUCAUUUAAGCUUGUAAUUUAGCUGUCUUGAGGUUUAUUGCCUUAUGUUUGAAAAGUAUCUGUGGGUGCCUCAGCAUUUUUAUGAAGGGUAGCGAUAUGGUCAUUUCUUCUCCAAAUGUACUGUAUCUGUGGAGGCUGACGUGUUUGAUGGAAGGGGAUAUUUUAGUCUAAACUGGGACUACCAGGUAAACAGUGGUAGAGAGAAGUUGGCACAGUACAUGACCAUUUCUUUUCAUUUAAAUUGUCACUCUCUUAAUUUGAGCCUUUUCUGUGUGUUUUAUAGAAUUACACCUAUGUUUUUGCUAAAUAUCACAGCUAUUGUUUAUGUAAAUGUAAACAAAUAUGCAACACUAACACAUUUAGGUCAAUUAAAUUCAAGCUUUUUUACAACUAUUGGACAGCUGAAGGUUAAUUCAUUUGAUGUUAGUUUAUGGCAUAUUGUUGGUUCAUAUUUCUGAAAAGUGAAUUCAAGACUUGUCUUGUAUGAUUCUGUACAAAUCAAAUGUUAUUUGUCACAUGCACCGAAUACAACAGGUGUAGACCUUACUGUGAAAUUCCUUAACCAACAAUACAGUUCAAGAAAUAGAGUUAAGAAAAUGUUUACUAAAUUAACUAAAGUUAAAAAAAGAAAAGUAACACAAGAAUAUACCGGGAUUUCUUAGAAGCGUCCGGAUUAGUGUCCCGCUCCUUGGAAGCGGCAGCUCUAGCCUUUUUAGCUCGGUGUGGAUGUUGCCUGUAAUCCAAAUGCAGAACAUGCAAUUUCUGUACUGACUUUUAUUCAAUUUGUAUUAAUCUUAUGCUUAAAUGCUUGUCAUUCAGUUGAUGGAAUUCAAAAGCACUCACCAGGUUAUUUAACCCCUCUUCAAUAAUACUGCUCUUAUACAUUGUUAAAUGUUUAGCAGGACUGAUAUUCUAUUUAAGAAAUAGAUGGGUUGGUUGAUAAUUCAAGAUUAAUUAGAAUAUUGGAAACAUUUGAUUAACUAAUAUUGUUCACAGAUUCAGUCUGAAGUACCUUUUUUUUAGCUUAUGAUAAAAUAUCCACAGAAUACAGGUCUUGCCUUGUUUAGACACAUUGCAUUACAGCCCUGGAGAUAUAAGGAAAAAUACUUGAAGAAAAAGCCUUGCUUAAUUAUCUAGCUUGUCUAACUUGACCGUAAGAUCAUUUCAACAAUGUACAUUGUAAGUAUUAUUAUGUAUGCCACAUUAAGUGAUUUUAUAUAUUUCAAUGGAGAUUGGGUAAUUAAAAUCUUAUCCAGGUAUGUUCAUCAUGUAACGUUGUUGCUGCUUUUUUGCACACAACAAAACAAGGGGGGAACCUGGGAUGAUAUGACUAGAGUGCCAUCUACAGUAAAAUUUAUAUUUUAGAUUUGGGGAAAAAAACACCAUGCAAAUGUUAAAAUGAUUGUGGUUAUGCUGCUACAGUAUGUAACACUGGAGCUCAAAUAAAAUGCAAGUGGUCAA